Chenopodium quinoa (quinoa) is the source of this 624-nucleotide messenger RNA. RefSeq lists its product as uncharacterized. Lineage: Eukaryota; Viridiplantae; Streptophyta; Magnoliopsida; Caryophyllales; Amaranthaceae. The record is from RefSeq and is a predicted model, not a curated record. The transcript is spliced from 2 exons. Bases 1 to 624 code for a protein of 207 amino acids.
AUGCGACAAGUUGACAGGCAUGAGAAGUAUCUUGGUAUACCGACAAUUGUGGGAAGGUCGAAGAAGGCAAUUUUUGAGGCGGUUAUUGACAGGAUUUGGAAGAAACUCCAAGGAUGGAAGGAAAAGCUAUUAUCUAGAGCCGGCAAGGAAAUUCUUCUUAAGUCGGUUAUUCAAGAAAUUCCGACUUAUUUGAUGGGGGUUUAUAAGUUCCCAAGAGACACUAUUCAACGGAUCCAAUCGGCUAUGGCUAGGUUUUGGUGGGGGUCGGAUGGUUUCAAAAGGAAGACUCAUUGGAGGAGUUGGGAUGAUAUGUGCACUUUGAAAUGUUUUGGGGGUAUGGGAUUCAAGGAUCUUGGUGUUUUUAAUGACGCAUUGUUAGGACGCCAAGCGUGGAGACUAGUUAAGGCCUCGAACUCCCUUCUUGGCCGUAUUUUUAAGGCCAAAUAUUAUCCCCGUAGUGAGUUUCUUGAGUCUUCUCUCGGGUUUGCUGGCAGCUUUUCAUGGAGGAGUAUCUGGUCCUCUAAAGCUCUCAUCAAAGAAGGUAUAAUAUGGAAGAUUGGGAAUGGGAAAAAGGUAAACUUAUGGAGUGAACCGUGGGUUGCUGACGAGGGAGAGCUUCAGUGA